This is a messenger RNA of Culex quinquefasciatus (southern house mosquito), 2841 nucleotides long. Its product is annotated as pre-rRNA 2'-O-ribose RNA methyltransferase FTSJ3. Gene Ontology annotation, biological process: maturation of LSU-rRNA from tricistronic rRNA transcript (SSU-rRNA, 5.8S rRNA, LSU-rRNA); rRNA methylation; maturation of 5.8S rRNA from tricistronic rRNA transcript (SSU-rRNA, 5.8S rRNA, LSU-rRNA). Gene Ontology annotation, molecular function: rRNA (guanine) methyltransferase activity; rRNA (uridine-2'-O-ribose)-methyltransferase activity. Gene Ontology annotation, cellular component: nucleolus; preribosome, large subunit precursor; nucleus. Lineage: Eukaryota; Metazoa; Arthropoda; Insecta; Diptera; Culicidae. Bases 151 to 2712 code for a protein of 853 amino acids. The transcript is spliced from 3 exons. The record is from RefSeq and is a predicted model, not a curated record.
GUUCGGCAGCACGUUUGUUUUCGUUCGCUACCCGUCGCUCUCGUCAGAAAAGCACAUGUUUCCGCGGUUCGCUCUGUGAAAUCUCGGAAAAUUUUGCUGAAAAAAGUGUAAUUUCGUGCGUAACUCGGUGCCUUCACACUCCUCGUCACCAUGGGCAAGAAGGGCAAAGUUGGAAAGGACCGGAAGGAUAAGUUCUACAAGUUAGCUAAAGAGACCGGUUACCGGUCCCGUGCCGCGUUCAAGCUGAUCCAGCUGAACAGGAAGUUUGGCUUUCUGCAGCAGUCGCAGGUGUGCAUCGAUCUGUGUGCGGCGCCGGGAGGAUGGAUGCAGGUGGCCAAGCAGAACAUGCCCGUGUCGAGUAUCGUGAUCGGGGUGGAUUUGUACGCGAUCAAGAACGUGCCGGGGUGCAUCUCGCUGGUGGGGGACAUUACGAGCGACAAGACCAAGUCGGACCUGACGAAGGAGCUGAAGACGUGGAAGGCGGAUGUGGUGCUGAACGAUGGGGCGCCGAACGUGGGCCGGAACUGGUUGUUUGAUGCGUAUCAGCAGGUUUGCCUGACGCUGAGUGCGACGAAGUUGGCGACGCAGUUUUUGAGGCCUGGCGGGUGGUUUAUUACGAAGGUGUUCCGGUCGAAGGAUUACAAUGCGCUGAUUUGGGUGCUGAAGCAGCUGUUUAAGAAGGUGCACGCGACGAAGCCGUCGGCGUCGCGUAACGAGUCGGCGGAAAUCUUUGUGGUUUGUCAGCACUAUCGGGCUCCGGAUAAGAUCGAUCCGAGGUUCUUGGAUGCGAAGUAUGUGUUUGAGGAGCUGGAUAUUGAGCCGCAGGUGAAGAUUAACUUGCUGAAGGAUGUGGAGAAGACGAAGAAGGCGAAGGUGGAGGGUUACGAGGGGACCGAUGUGAGGAAGAUCAUUAGCGUGACGGAGUUUUUGCGGGAUGAUAAGCCGUUGGCGUUGUUGGGGCGGCUUACGGAGAUUCGGUUCGACGAUCCGGCGAUUGAGAAACAUCCGAGGACGACGGCGGAGAUUCGGGAGUGCUGCAAGGAUAUCAAGGUGUUGGGACGGAAGGAUUUGCGCGACUUGCUCAAGUGGCACAAGCUGUUGAACGGGGAGUUGUUCCCGAAGGUUGAGGGUGAAGAGGAGGAGGGCAAGGGGAAGAGCUUGGCCCAGCGGAUGCAGCAGGAGCAGGAUGGGGAGAGUGCAGAUGAGGAAACGGUCGAGCUGAGGAACAUGGAGAAGGAGAUUGCGGCGUUGAAGAAGGAGGAGGAACAGGACGCCAAGAGGAAGCGCAAGAAGGCCAACAAGGAGCGCACCAAGCUGAACGAGAAGCUCAGCUUGAAGAUGGUCAUCAAGGGCGACGCCGGGCCGACGGAGCAGGAAGAUGGAAUGAUAUUCAGCUUGAACACGUUGAAGAGUAGAAAGGAGGUAGACGUGCUGCUGGACGCGCCGCCGGAUGUGCUGGCCGAGCCCGGGUUCGACGACGACGAUGGACCGCGCAAGAAGCAAAAGUACGUCAAGUACGAUCGCGAGACCAAGGGCGAUCUGUUUGAGGAUGAUCAGAUUUUGGCCAAGACCGACCAGGAUCCGGACAGCGAUAGCGAAGCCGAGAUGCCGAAGCUUGAGUUUGAAGACGACGACGACGAUCAACAACCCGACGAAGUUGACAGUGACGAUCCGGACGCGAAGAACCCGCUGAUCACCGACCUCGACUACCGAGACAAGGACGUGAAGCGAGUCCAGAAGGCCCAGCUCUGGUUCGAGAACCCGUCCUUCAAGGGUGUGAUGGACACGGCCGACGCCACCGUCGACUACGACCUGGACAACAUGACCGAAAUGUACCGCAAGGCAGGCGUCAAGAUCAUCGGCCGCGAAGACAAACCGAUCGGCGAGCAAUCGCUCGGCAGAAAAGCCCAACGCCGCUCCCGCCACGACACCGCCAAGGAGUCCGACAGCUCGGACGACUCCGACUCGGACGCCGACGACGACACCGUCGAGCACAAAACCAUCGAAAAGGUCGGCGGCAAGGACGGCUUCGAAGUGGUCUCCUCCGAACCCAAACCCAAAAAGGUCAAACUCAACGAAGAGGAACUCGCCCUCGGCCAAAUCCUCGUCAGCGGCAAGAAAGCCAAACGCGACCUCAUCGACGCCGCCUGGAACCGGUACAUGUUCAACGACGCCAACCUGCCCGAGUGGUUCGUCAAGGACGAGGAGAAAACCAUGAAGCGCGAGGCGCCCGUCCCCCACGAGACCGUCGCCUCCUACCGGAACAACCUCGAGGACAUCAACGUGCGCUCGCUCAAGAAGGUCAUGGAGGCGAAGGCCCGCAAGAAGCGGCACGCCGCCAAGCGCCUCGACAAGAUCAAGAAAAAGGCGGAAACCAUCAUGGAGAACGUGGACAACACGAACCAGGAGAAGAUCCGGAUGUUGAAGAAAUUGUACAAAAAGACGGACGCCAAGAAGAAGGAGAUUACGUACGUGGUGGCGAAAAAGUCCGGCACGAGUGGGAAGAAGGUGCGCCGGCCGAAGGGGGUUGAGGGCCGGUUCAAGGUGGUGGAUCCGCGCAUGAAGAAGGAUAGGCGCGGGGAGGAGAAGAAGGCGCGCAAGGCGGCCAAGAAGGGUGGCAAGAAGGGGGCCGGAGGCGGUGGUAAGGGGAAGGGAGGUGGUGGCAAAGCGAGGGGUGGAAAGGCCGGAGGUGGUGGAGGCAAGCGGAAGUAGAGGGGGAGUGUUUGCUAGGUAAGUUCUUUUGAUUUUAUGUCAGUCUGUGGAAAAAGUGCGAGUUUUCGAGAGGGAAACGUCGUAAUGCAGUUCAAUUUAUAUACAUUUAAUUAUAUAUUACAACUUCAA